AUGUGUGUGGGCAUCAGCGCGGCGGGGACUCCGCCGCCCCCGGGCCGCACUUGUGGUUGCUGUUCAGGUCGAGGCGGGGGCUACGCCCUCGGCUCGAGCUGGGGGGGUCCCGGCCUCGAGGGGAACUCGGGGCGGAUGGGGCUGGCGAGCGAGGCGGCGCCGCAGGGCCUGAGGGGCGAAGUCCCCCUGCACGGCGACGGGCACUCGCAGCCGCUGAGGUGCGCGCCGCUGCCGGACCGUACUGAUGCUGUCUCCUCCUGGGGCGGCGUCGGUGCGUCCACAUCAUUCUGCAACGAUCCAACGCGCUCAGCUGAGGCGCCGCCCGCUACAACACCAGGCCGGAGAGGGGCGGGGGAGGGCGGGGAACGGGGGGGAUGGACGAAGGGGGGGGGGGGGGGCACCGUUACUCAAUCGCCUUCAACCGUGUCGCCUUACGAAUCCAGAUUGACUAUCCCUUUACGCUUUACGGUUAUGAAUUUCUUAAUAUACCGAAGAAAG
This is a messenger RNA of Iphiclides podalirius (scarce swallowtail), 498 nucleotides long. The record is from the annotation of a GenBank genome assembly. Lineage: Eukaryota; Metazoa; Arthropoda; Insecta; Lepidoptera; Papilionidae.